Molecule: messenger RNA, 2923 nt
Organism: Aspergillus calidoustus
Lineage: Eukaryota; Fungi; Ascomycota; Eurotiomycetes; Eurotiales; Aspergillaceae
Source: the annotation of a GenBank genome assembly
GCGGUUCUAAUCUAAAUUCCCUCUCUGCUCGAUCAACAUCAACCAGACUGCGCACGUUGAUUGGACCGGGGGUCCGCGGUGGUCCGAGCCAACCCCGCAUCCAGAAGGUGAGUCAUCACUAAAAACAACAUUUCGAUCAUCUCAUUAACGAACACCCUUACACUCGAGGAUUCCCUUGCAAUGUGCUCACGGAAGCGGCCAUUCCCUGACCAGGUUGCAGCGCCAAAGCGAAGUGCGUGGCAACAACCAGCGUCAUGUGAUUUCUGCCGGCUCAAGAAGAUCCGGUGUGACAAGCAACGCCCGUGCUCUAGUUGUGUAUCUAGAGAUACUAUAUGUGAAUAUGCUUCAGUGCCACCAGGGACCCCGCAGCCAACUCUCCAGACGGCACGCUAUGAGAGUGCACAAGCCACACACAUAGGCUCUAUAUUGGUAGAAGAGGAUAUCCAGGAGAUGAAGUAUCGCUUAAAGCGGAUAGAACAGCUGUUGCGUGGCCGACCGGGCCCACCAAAAUUCUCAGAUCCGAGUGGCCUAUAUUCUUUGGCCGUUACGCCCCUGUCUGAAUCCAAGGCAACAAUCCCAAAUAUUGUCGACCGAGAUUGGGACAAUCUGGAGUCGAUUGCAGCGUCCCCGCAGUGCGAAAAUAUAGAAAAUGCUUCUCCCGCAAACACCAGUCUACUCAGUCCCGCAGCUACGACGACAGCUUAUCCUACAAACGCCUCUCGGGUGAAUUGCCGAACUCCAGAUUCGGUAGCAAAUGGACAACUUCCGACGCUUGGAACAGCUAGGGCGCUCCUUGAGCAUUACAUCCAAGGAGUAGACUGUUUGGGUCGUGUAGUCCAUGGCCCAUCGACAAGGAAUCUCCUCGAAAGCGUGUAUUCCCAGCUUUCACAGUCAAUCAAGCCGCCCGAUGAACGCGUGAUCUUCCUUCAAUCAAUUUUUGCCUCCGCGUCGUUCUACUUAGAAUCUGAGCAUGUCCAUCAUUCAUCGGAUGACUUAGCCCUGCUCACAGGGCAAUCGCACAUUUGGAAGGAGAUCGCGCUCCACCACAUGUUACAUAUUGAUCAGGUCUUCUCAUCCUCUUUGAUAUCCCUCCAGUCGGCUUUGAUCAUUCUAUUUCUUCUGUGGGAUUCAGAGGGUCAAUCAAAGAGAUAUCAUACAUUGAAGAGUCUCGCGUAUGCUAAGGCAAUCCAAGUGGGUAUACAUAAUAUAGACGCCGAAUCGUCAACCGUUGGGCCAGACUCACUUGAACGGGAGAUGAAGCGCCGCUUAUGGUGGCAUCUUACUUGUACAGAUUGGUUACUUGGAAGUGCACCCGGCCCUCAGCAUGGCAUUUACAUGAUCAAUCCUCGUCAUACGACCGUCAGGGUCCCUGCCAAUAUAGAAGACGAAGGCCUGACACAAGAGGGCCCGUGUGCAGACCCGAAACCUGACUACCACCCAACUUCAAUGUCAUUCUUCCUCUAUCGCCUCAAGUUCGCCCAACUCUGUCGCGAAUCUAUGGACGCAAUGGACCACGCAAAAACUAUGAGCCCUUCACCAAAAGCCAUUUACCAGCUCAUACUUGAUAUAAGCGACAGGUACAUGUCUUUCCUGAAUGAGCUACCGUGGUUUUUCCGCCUUCACGGAGAUGAGGAAAAAUGUGCAGAAUUGGCCGAGAAGCAGCCCUACAUCUCACAUCAGCGCGCCGCGCUUCUAUACGGCAUCUACUCACGGCUCGGCCGCCUCCAUCGGCCAUUUAUCUCUAAGGGAAUCACCGACCCUUCCUUUCAUGCCUCGUAUAAAAUCGGUAUUGAGUGUGCAGAAAAGCUCCUGCAGAUACGUCGGAUGACCGUCCACCAGGGCCGACUUGACAUAUUUGGUCGCUCGCAGAGUGUCGACCAACAUACCUUCAACGCUAUGCUGCUCCUCACAAUAGAGGUCAUGGCGCACCCAAAGCUACCCGAUUCAGAGCGACGGAGAGCGGACGUAAUCGAAAUAUGCCGGCUUCUGCAAGAUAAGCACACGCGGCUGGCUCAGCCUUCAAAUAAUGGAAUCAUUCGAGCGGUCCAGUUACUGUUGGAUAUCGUCCGGAAUCCGAACACCCCCCUCCUCAAAGAUCGUGGAGAUAAUACCGCUCUAGUCUUGUCAAAUAGUGCGCAAACCAAGGAUGGAUGCAUGCCUCCGGAUCUAUGUACAGGGUUGACCUCAGGCGAACCCACGGCGGAGACAUCACAUGAGAUGGCCUGGAUCGAUGAAUGCCUUUCGGGCACUCAUGGUCAAAGUAUCAAUGUCGUUUUUGAUGAGCUGCGGGGAUCCCUUUCCGAGACAAGCAAUUUAUCCUGGGAGGGAUUCUUUAACUGGGAGGGCCUCUCCUAAUAGCUUUUAUGGCUCCUAGUCGUGCGUGAUCUUAUACUAAUAGAAUGCGAGUAAAGAGCAGCAACUAGUCUUUGCCCAGCAUGAUGCUCCACCUUUCGACGGCAGCGAUGCCCAGUUCCAAAGUCGCCGUUUCGCGUGUGUCCCCACUACGUUCGCUUGGAAACGGACGAGUGAACCGAGCCUGCAUCGAGUGCAGAGAGCAGAAAACAAAAUGUAAUGGUCAUCAACCGUGUGGUUAUUGUACCAGUCUUGGAGUGGAAUGUGUAUACAUGGAUAGAAAGCGUGAGGCGAUAUAGAAAUGGCUGCUGGAGCUAGAGAAGCAGGCUUAAGCCUAUAAUAAACUCCUUACUGGAAUCCAACCGUGUCUCUAAGCUUGCCUGGUUUGGGACACGCCGUGCAAGUUAUUAUCCGUGGCGUCUUCGCUCUGCGCUAAUCUGAUCUUUCUUGUGUGGAGUAUACUCGUUGCCUGUUAAGACAGUGGCUGCGAAACUACCCAUGGUAAUGAUAAACUAGUUCAUAAACCUUCGAACUAGUACAUGUACACACUCAUUGCUUGUUAUUGUAUACC